AAACAGCCUCCUUUUAUGCUUUUAAUCCAUCGCAGGAUGCCAUCAAAAGUUUCCGCUGAGGGCAGAAUGACGCUAAUUAACCUUCUGAAUGAUUCAUUAAUGUUACUAACCAUUUGAAUCAUAUUUAUUUAUAUGUAUAUUACUGUUUAUUAAGUAAACAGGGCUUAAAGCAUCUUCCGCAUGACAGUUAGCUGCUAGCGCUAGCUCCUGAUGUCGAAUGCUAACAUGUUUUCAUUUUAGGGACAACAAUAAAAUUACACACUGCGACGGCGAUGACAAUUAGCUGCAAACGAUAGAUGCUGACAUCAACUCCCUUUCGUACAUAAUGCAUGCAAACAUUUAAACAGUGGAUAGUGUUCUUUUGGUUUUACUACAUGACAGAAAAUACACUGCGACUACGACAAUAGUUAGCUGCUAAUGAAAGCUAAUAGUUAGCUGCUAAUGAAAGCUAGUUGAGAUUAGCUAGCAUUAGCAGCUAACUGUCGUCGUAGCCGCGUGUAUAUUUUUAGUUUUUUGCAUGUCCCUUAUAGGCAAAAAAUAAAAUAAAAUAAUAGCACACUGUUUAUAGAAAGUAAAUAACACAGCUAAACGUGAUAAUGGUGCGUUAAGUCUUUAGCAAUGCUAAUCAGCAACACCCGCUAACAAGACGGAAACAGUAUUGAAAGUAACGUGUCGUUGGUUAUUUUCUACUUUCCAGUGUUGUUGCUGUAACACGAUGGGAAAACUUGUACUAGGUCAACAGUGGUGAUAUUAUUAUUUUGUUAUAUAACUGUGUCAAGGUUUCAUUCUUUAUUUAUUGUGCUUUACUAUGUGUCUGUGGCCUGCAGGCAAAAAAACCACACAAAAAACAUCUGAAGUAGUAUUGUGCGCAUUAUUGUGUACAUCAAGUGGCCCUGACUGUUUUUUGUUGUUGUUUUUUUCCCCACCGUUCCAUCAAUAAGUGUGAUAUAAUUUGUGAUAUAAAACACAUGUGGACUGGUUGGGCCAAUUCCAGGACCCGGAGCACCUUAAUGAGCACCUAUGAUCACCUACAAGUGUAAAAAAAAUGAAAAAUGAAAUACGCAUGUAUUUAAACAUACAUGCACACACCUCAAACUCACAUAAUCACAACCACCGUGUACAUGAAUACAUAUUUUAUUACCUUUGCACUCUGAGAGUUUUGGUUUUGACUUUUGGGAUCUGCACAGAAAAAAAUGUUCUCAAAAUUACAUUAUCCAUUCAUUUUCAACCCUUUCAAUUUAGCUUUGCUAAAGGUGUUUAAAUAGCCAUUAGUCUCCCAUGCAAAGUGUUUCUAAUAGUGAUAUUAUUUUCAAAGGUGUGUUGGUUGUCAAGCCGGCGAUGACGUCAUUGCAGGAUCAGCGGAAAGCUUGCUGGGCAGCGAAGAGCCGCGUUCACUCCAUCUGCUUCUUCUCCUUCUACACAGAAAAAAAAAAAAGAGGCAGUGAUCAAGUGCGCAUGUCCAUGGAGACCGGCGUGGUUCACAUCCAACGAGAGGGAGGGUCAGGGGACCGGUGUCCCUGGCACGGGGAUGGGGAGGCGCCGUCGGCCGGUUGCACCUGGCCGACCCCCACCGCCUCCUCUUCGGCCUUGGACGCCCUCAACGGGACGUGGGAGGCCGAGGCCGACGACGCCGAGCCCAUGUCGCCGAUCAUCCCGGUGAUCGUGGCCGUGUACUCGCUGGUGUUUGUGGUGGGCCUGGUGGGCAACUGCCUGGUCAUGUACGUCAUCAUCAGGUACACGAAGAUGAAGACAGCCACCAACAUCUACAUCCUGAACCUGGCGGUGGCGGACGCGCUGGUGACCAGCACCAUGCCCUUCCAGAGCACCGACUACCUGCUCAGCUCGUGGCCCUUCGGCGAGGUGGCAUGCAAGGUGUUCAUCUCCAUCGACUACUACAACAUGUUCACCAGCAUCUUCACGCUCACCAUGAUGAGCGUGGACCGCUACGUGGCCGUGUGCCACCCCGUCAAGGCGCUGGACUUCCGCACGCCCGUCAAGGCCAAGGUCAUCAACGUGCUAAUCUGGGCGUCGUCGUCCGCCGCCGGCGUGCCCGCCAUGAUCCUGGGCAGCACCAAGACCAACAAUGGGACAACAGAAUGUGCUCUCCAGUUCCCAGAGCCGUACAGCUACUGGGACACACUGAUGAAGAUCUGCGUGUUCAUCUUCGCCUUCGUAGUUCCCGUCAUCAUCAUCAGCGUGUGCUACACGCUGAUGAUCCUGCGCCUCAAGAACGUCCGCCUGCUGUCCGGCUCUCGCGAGAAGGACCGCAACCUGCGACGCAUCGCCCGCCUAGUCCUGGUGGUGGUAGCCGUCUUUGUGGUGUGCUGGACUCCCAUCCACAUCUUUGUUCUGGUCAAGGCCCUGUCGCCCCACGUGCCCGAGACCACGCCCGUCAUGGCCGCUUACUUCUUCUGCGUGGCGCUGGGCUAUACCAACAGCAGCCUCAACCCCAUCCUCUACGCGUUCCUGGACGAGAACUUCAAGAGGUGCUUCCGGGAUUUCUGCUGCCCCGGCGCCAGGAGGGACUUCCACGGCGUGAGCCGGGUCAGGAGCACCCUGAGGGACCACUCGUGUCCCCCGGACAACCGCGGGGACCCCAGGCAGGCCAGACCCGUAUGACUAGCCAUGGACGCGUCCUCCGUGCCGGAACCGGAGGACUCCAACGACUUGUGCUUGACACAAGUCACCACCGCUGUCUGAACUUCACAGUGGGGGUCCGCAACCUAUGAAGUCAAUAUGGGGGUCCACAAACUGUGAUGUCCACCACCGUGGUCCACAAACCGUGAUAUCAACCAUGGAUGUCUGCCCUCAUGUGUGAAGUCACCAUUUUGGUCCGCUUGUGGCGUUGCCACAAUGGUCCGCCAAUUGUGGUGUCACCACGCUGGUCUGCAAGCUGCGAUAUGGUGGUCCACUUGUGAUGACAUCAUGGUGGUAAUGUCACCAUGGUGGUCCGCAAGCUGUGAUAUCAACCAUCGUGGUGAUGUCACCAUAGUGACGCACUAGUCUGCAAUGGUGGUCCGCAACUUGGGAUGUCACCAUGGCGAUCUGCUUGUGAUGUCACAAUAGUGGCGAUGUCACCACGGUGAUCCGCAAAUUGUGAUAUCAACUAUGUUGGUCCUCUUGUGAUGUCACCGUGGUGGUCUGCUUGUGACAUAGACGCACAUUUCAAGUAGUGAUUUUAUCACACUUCGUCAAUUAGUGGCCUCACUUCAUCACCUGGUUCAUCAUCCAAUUGAGCAAAUUAAGACGCAUAAUGUGAUGGCUGUAAUUAGCUUUACUAUGGCAACUGAUAGCACCAUGUGUCGCACUUGAAAUCCUUCCUGCAACUCACCGCGUGCAGAGCAGACAUGGCAUCUGUAAAGCUGACAUUUACAGUAGAUUGUGGUAUCAAGUAUUUUUGUGUGUGUAUGUAAAUAUAAAAAGCCUCCUCUCUAUUAAAUGUCUUGCCUGGUACACCAUUUGAGGAAAUACAUUCUAAUAUAUUUUUUCAUUGUCGCUAGACAGAAUUGGUGGCCCCAAGCCUGAUUUAAAAAAUUAAAUAAAAAUCUAUGCGUUACUCACA
Messenger RNA from Phyllopteryx taeniolatus (common seadragon), 3562 nucleotides. RefSeq names its product opioid receptor, kappa 1 (gene oprk1). The record is from RefSeq and is a predicted model, not a curated record. Gene Ontology annotation, cellular component: membrane; neuron projection. Gene Ontology annotation, biological process: G protein-coupled opioid receptor signaling pathway; sensory perception of pain; neuropeptide signaling pathway. The transcript has 4 exons. Gene Ontology annotation, molecular function: neuropeptide binding; dynorphin receptor activity. Bases 1279 to 2619 code for a protein of 446 amino acids. Lineage: Eukaryota; Metazoa; Chordata; Actinopteri; Syngnathiformes; Syngnathidae.